This is a messenger RNA of Sphaeramia orbicularis (orbiculate cardinalfish), 2517 nucleotides long. It is a transcript of the gene cxcl12b, whose product is annotated as chemokine (C-X-C motif) ligand 12b (stromal cell-derived factor 1). Bases 114 to 425 code for a protein of 103 amino acids. Gene Ontology annotation, biological process: immune response; chemotaxis; defense response. Gene Ontology annotation, molecular function: chemokine activity. The record is from RefSeq and is a predicted model, not a curated record. NCBI's taxonomy places the organism in Eukaryota, Metazoa, Chordata, Actinopteri, Kurtiformes, Apogonidae. The transcript has 4 exons. Gene Ontology annotation, cellular component: extracellular region.
CAGAUUUAAUACAGCACAGAGCGGAGCUGGCUGUCACAGUUCUACCCUGGAUUGUAACAGAAGGAGACACAGAGAAGCCCUCCUGCAGCCCCUUAGAGCCCACCACCACCACCAUGGACGUCAAACUGCUGGCUCUGAUGGCUUUGUUGGCCGUGGCUACACAUGUACCAACAUCCACCGCAAAGCCCAUCAGUCUGGUGGAGCGCUGCUGGUGCCGCUCCACCCUUAACACAGUUCCUCAGCGCUCUAUCAAAGAGCUCAAGUUCCUCCACACACCCAACUGCCCCUUCCAAGUCAUUGCCAAGCUGAAGAACAACAGGGAGGUUUGCAUCAACCCAGAGACCAAGUGGCUGCAGCAGUACUUAAAGAACGCCAUUAACAAGGUGAAGAAGUCCAGGAGACGUAAUAACAAGACCAAGAACUAAGCUUAUGGGAUGUUCUCUGUCAGACCUGGGGCCUCAGGUUGAACCUGUAUACCUCCCUUUCACUUCUAUGGAUGUAUGUAAACAUGCUGUAUGUACCCGUCCACUGUUCUGGACUGCUUGCAGAAACAGCACUUCACCGCCAAACUAUGCCGUCCCCACCACCACCACUACCACUGGUCCCACUGUGACACUUGACCCAUAAAACCACCAAGUGCGAUUAUACCUGAACUUGGAAUGUCUGGGCGCGUUGUUGUCAUGUAUAUGUGUGUGUGUGUGUGUGUGUGUGUGUGUGUGUGUGUGUGUGUGUGUGUAUGUAAGUGUUGGGUGACUGGCAGAAGAGCAGAAAACGUGUGUGUGUGUGUGUGUGUGUGUGUGUGUGUGUGUGUGUGUUUGCGUGUGUGUGUGUGAGUGUGUGGUUGUUUGCUUGAAUGGUCGACAUAUGAACUAACUCUGAUUGUGUGCUUGUAUAUAGUGUAAUGUUUUUCACAUCAUGUGUCUGUAAAGAAACAAUUUUGGUUUUCUGUCUUAAACAAAAGGGUUAUGGGUAAUGCCAACUUUCUAUCAUGUCAGGUUAUCUGUGAGGGUUCAGUAGGUAAGAUAAUGAAAAAAUAUAAAAUUCCUGUAGUUCAAUCCACAUGAUUUAUGUUUUCAUCAGAAAAUAGGAAUUGCUGUGUUUUGUUUUGUUUUUUUGCCUGAGAAUAAACUUUUUAUUUCUACCGAAGGAGCAGGCGACCAUAAGGUGCAGCAUGUUUCUUUUUAUUUUCCUUAUUUUCUGUUGUGUAACUUCCAUUACUGUCUCUGACUAAGUUUAACAAUGGAUCACAGUUGAUAUCUCCUAAAAUAAUCCACUAGCUCUUGAGUGGGAUUUAGCGGACACCAUAGGGGAGAACAUGACGAGUGGUGUUCAGUUAGUUGCAGUUUGCUGCCUAACCACUAGAUGUCACUAAAAUUACACUCUGAACCUUUAAUAUAAGCUCUUAUUUACAUCAAUAUUAAUAUACACUGGCAGUAUAUGCUAAUCUUUAUGGCAAAAUAACAAAAUAGGGUGGCAAACAUCUUCUGAUAUGAGAUGAACGAGGCAUUACUCCAGCCCCAGGGGGUCAUGGGAAAGCCACACAGGUUGGCAUAACCCGCUACAUGUGGCAACCAAUCAGGGCAGGUCAUACUACUACAUGUCAUUCACUCAUCAGACUGCUAAAAAAAAAACAACAACAAGUGCUGAUGUUGUGGUGCUUCAUAAAUGUAUUCAGUUUAAGGUGUCAGAGGCUUUGACAAUAUGUUAUUUCACUGUUUAUUUUAUGCAAGAUUUGAGAUGGGUCACAUAUCACCAACCUAUCUGUAACAUAUGAGUCCGUGAAAAGUAAUUUGUACUGUUGUUCACGUUGAAAUUAAAAAUAAAGGCCAUACUAUUCUGAUAAAGAAACGCAAUAAAACAUAAUAUAAUGCAUUUUUUUGUUACUGAGUGAUCAUAGUGGUAGAUAGAGACCAAAUAUUUAUUCAGUAAAACAUGCAACAAUGAAGAAACCUGUGAACCUCAAAAUGAAUUUUUUUCAUCUGUUGUUAGUAAAACAUGGAGGGUUGUGAUAAAUCUUAUAGUUUUAUUGUUUAUAUACCUUUUUAAAGGCUCUGGAUAAAUAUAUUUCAUGAAAAAUGAACAAUUUAACAAGAGUAUUUUCAUACCAACACCUGUCCUUGGUAGGAAUGAAAAGCUAAGAAUUUGUCAAAUAUAAAAGCAACUGCAUAAUAAAUGUCAAAAAGGGAAUGUUAAGGGUGGUGAGUUUUUGAUUUAAUUUUUCUUAUAUAUAUAUAUAUAUAUAUAUAUUUCAGCCACUGUAUUAUAAGAUGUUUCUUUUAAAUGUAAUUGUUUAUUUUUAUAUUGUGUAGAAUCUUACUAAAUACUUUUUAAUGCAAUGUACAGUAGACAGUAGCUGCUAAAUGAAGGUUAUUCCAUAGACUGCAACAAACAGUAUUAAACUUCAUUUUAGGGUUUUUAUGCAAUGUUACAUGUGUAUUUUUUGCAAAUAUGUUACUUCACAUUACUCCUCUAAAGGAAUUUAAGCCUUUCAUUUCUAUUUCUUUUAAAUGUGGAUAA